Perognathus longimembris pacificus (Pacific pocket mouse) is the source of this 903-nucleotide messenger RNA. RefSeq names its product proline-rich protein 23A-like. The coding region runs from base 1 to 903 and encodes 300 amino acids. NCBI's taxonomy places the organism in Eukaryota, Metazoa, Chordata, Mammalia, Rodentia, Heteromyidae. The record is from RefSeq and is a predicted model, not a curated record. The transcript has a single exon.
AUGGACGCCAGCACCACGCCCUGCUGCCGACCGGAGACUGGGGGACCCAGCCCGGAGAAGCUCAGCCGAAAGAACCACCCGGGGCCGCCACCCAGCCUGCAAGACCCCUCCGAGGUGACACCCUGGUUCACACCAGAGCCUGCGGGACCCAGUCCAGCGAAGCGCAGCCGAAAGGACCCGCCGAGGCCGCCACCCAGCUCCGAAGACUCCUCCAAGGCGACACCGGCCCCCGCAGACACCCACAACGCCCUCACCUCCCUGGUGGUCCUGGCCACUGGGUGCGCCCUGCAGGUGCCCCUAGGCCACGUCGAUCUGGUGCUGGAGCCUCCGCCAACCUCGGUCCUCACCGUGGACCUCCUAGGCCACAGGCUCGUUCUCAUCCCCCAGGACCUCUUGGGCCCCAACCCCCAAGGGCAGCCCGGGACCUCAUCCGAUGGCCUACUCCUGGAUGAUUUGCUGGAUACACGGCCUGAGGACGUCGUGGUCCGGCAAGGCCUCUGCUGCCAGCCCUUCCCCGACGUGGCCUGCCAGGAAGAGGUCUAUACCGAGGAUGCUGAAGACACCGAGGAAGCUCAAGACACUGAGGACUCUGAUCCUGACUUCCUGGAGCCAAGUUGGUCCAGCCCUGAGCCUCAAGACCCCAGCCCACAACCUGGUCUUGCCAGUGCCCACCCUUCAUCCAAGCAGUCACAACACUCAGUAUGUAUUCAACCCGGACUUCCACCUUUUGAGGUUUGUCCAAGGCUCACUGCUGAGGCCUCUCCCUCUGUCUCCCAGCCUGCUUUCAAAUCUGACCAGCCCACCAAAUCUACUGGUGUGCCCUAUGCACCGUCCAUGCCCUGUGCAAGGCUAGAGAUGCUCGUGCUCAGACCUAUUGCCUUCCUCCUCCUACUGUUUGGUUGA